AUGUCUUCUUCGAGUUCAAGCGACGGGCUAGGCGAUGCUCUCUUCGCCGUCGUUGAGGAUACGAUCACCGCGCUGAAGGCACAGAUGGAAGCUUCAUCCUCAAGACGGCGGGGUCCUCGUCGCUACAUCCAUCGUGAUCGCGAAGACGCUCACACCAGGCUGCUCAACGACUACUUCACCGACAACUGUAUCUAUCCUCCCAACUACUUCCGGCGAAGCCAUGGCAUCCAAGUCCAUGGCUUCCCCUGCGCUCCUCUUCCUCGCCGUGACGCUCAUGCUUGCGCCUUCCGUGCGAGCCCAGGGACGGUCGCCACCACGGGCACCCACACCAGCUCCACCACGUGCCCCGCCUCCAUCAACACCAGCUCCAACACCUGCACCCAUGCGGGCACGGACCCCAGCUCCUACGCCCUCGCCGACCCGUGCUCCUACGCCUGCCCCGACCCGUGCUCCUACGCCUGCUCCUACGCCCUCGCCGACCCGUGCUCCUACGCCCUCACCGAUCCAUGCUCCGACCCGUGCUCCGACCCCUGCGCCGACCCGUGCUCCAACGGUCCAACCCCUGCUCCUACGCCUGCGCCGACCCCAGCCCUGACGCCCGCUCCAACACCUUCACCGACAUCUCCAUCGCCACCUCCUUCGACAACACCUCCACCGUCGCCGCCCCAAGCUGCUGUGUGUCCUGCCGGCUUCAUUAACUUUGCCAAGUAUCAGCUUGGCGUUCUAUCGUUCGCUGUCAACGGCACUUUUCUGGUCCUUGUCAGUGAGUCGCAGCUUGACAACUACCCACCCAUCCCCGCCAAAAUAUGCUUGUGCUAUUUCUCAACUUACGACACCGUCUUGGGCGUAAAAUCCCCCAACGUCAGGGGACCCCUCAAAUGCGUGCAAGCCCGAACUGCUUGAGCAAGCAUGCAACGCGCUCGUAGCUCGCACAACGCUAAUGCAUGCGCGCGCGUGUGCACAUGUUUCCAAGCCAUUUCCUCACACUUGCCUAAUGAUCGGGCCAUUUACUAUUACUAUCAUAUAUACUACAAUCUAAAUAAGUCAAGUGCAUGCAUCGAGUGUGCUAGCUUGCCGAGAAUGACUCGUGCGUGUGUGACCCUGCUGUAACAAGAGUUGUCUUGCUCGUGUGUUGAUUUAUAUGUUGUUGCAUGUGAGCUCAAAAUACUAUAUAUACAUAUAUAUACCUGUCAAAUGUUUCUUC
Panicum virgatum (switchgrass) is the source of this 1204-nucleotide messenger RNA. Its product is annotated as leucine-rich repeat extensin-like protein 3. The transcript has 2 exons. The record is from RefSeq and is a predicted model, not a curated record. The coding region runs from base 1 to 903 and encodes 300 amino acids. Lineage: Eukaryota; Viridiplantae; Streptophyta; Magnoliopsida; Poales; Poaceae.